Messenger RNA from Aspergillus aculeatus ATCC 16872, 1902 nucleotides. RefSeq names its product guanine nucleotide exchange factor MON1. Gene Ontology annotation, biological process: protein targeting to vacuole; vesicle-mediated transport. Bases 1 to 1902 code for a protein of 633 amino acids. Gene Ontology annotation, cellular component: fungal-type vacuole membrane; Mon1-Ccz1 complex. NCBI's taxonomy places the organism in Eukaryota, Fungi, Ascomycota, Eurotiomycetes, Eurotiales, Aspergillaceae. The transcript has 5 exons. The record is from RefSeq and is a predicted model, not a curated record.
AUGGUUUUGACGGCUGAUGGUCCAGCGCAGGACGCAAACAACCCUGAGACCGAGAACCCCGCAACUCCGCCGCCACCGUCGUCUCCAUUGCAACAGCCCUCCGUUUCCGCGGAUCACGAAUCCGAGGCAGCUCAGGAGGAAGAGCGACCCCCGCCCUUACCCCCGCGACCGAACACCUUGCGCCUCCUGGAUGAAGGAGGCGCCUCGCUAUGCACAUCCCGCCCUGGAGCACCGACGAAUCUCCAGUCCAGAGCUACAACAGCGGUAUCCUUGACGGAUAUCGGUUGUCAUGAUGCGGGGAAAGAGAGUCACGUUGUGCGCGAAGGCUCGGAGACGCUGAAGGCCCAGGCGAGUCUCAAUCACCUGACAAGUUCUCGCGGGAGCGAGACUGGAGACACGGCGAGUAUCCGCAGCUCGGAACCUCAAGGGGAUAUCGGUGAUGUGGAGAAUGUCUUUGGGGACUUUGUCGCGACCGAUACUGGUCUCAUCCGCAAGCAUAGCACGGGGCUCCUACAAUUCCCGGAGUUCCAAGCGGAUGACGUGGAGGACGACUUCGCAAGCGAGUUCGAGCCCGUCGGAGAGGUGGAUGAGGAAGGGGGAAAUGAAGAGCAAGUCCUUGCGAAUUGGAAAGCGAAACGGAAACACUAUCUUAUCCUCUCGGCUGCUGGCAAGCCGAUCUGGACACGACAUGGGGAUGGAGGACUUAUAUCCACAUAUAUCGGUGUCAUCCAAACGAUCAUCUCGUUCUACGAGGAAUCCAAGGACCCUUUGAGCAGCUUCACCGCGGGGGAUACCAAGUUCGUGAUAGUAACAAAGGGGCCCCUGCACCUUGUCGCCAUCAGCCGGAUGCUCGAGAGCGAUACACAACUCAAGCUCCAGUUAGAAGCUUUGUACAUGCAGAUUCUAUCAACGCUAACCCUGCCCUCUCUCACGCAUCUUUUCUCCAUCCGCCCUUCGACCGACCUGAAGCGGCCCCUCCAAGGAUCGGAGACGCUUCUAUCCACCUUAGCCGACAGCUUUACGAAGGGAUCCCCCUCCACGCUCCUCUCGGCGCUGGAAUGCCUUAAAAUCCGCAAAUCCCACCGUCAAGCUAUCAACAACACCCUUCUAAAAACAAAGGUCAGUAGCCUGCUUUACGGCCUGGUCGUCGCCGGCGGCCGGCUCGUCAACGUCGUCCGGCCGAAAAAACACUCCCUCCACCCCGGGGAUCUCCAACUCCUGUUCAACAUGAUCUUCGAAGCCGAGGCCGUCAAGGCCGGUGGCGGCGAAAGCUGGAUCCCCGUCUGCCUCCCGGGGUUCAACAGCAGCGGCUAUCUGUACAUGUACGUCAGCUUCCUCGAUCUUCGCGAUGACGCAAACGCUGCCGCCAACGAUACAACAACAACCACCAAAGAGGAAUCUGUCGCCAUCGUCCUGAUCAGUGCCAACAAGGAAAGCUUUUUCGAGUUGCAGGGCAUGCGCGAUGCAUUCGUGGAGCAAAUGGAGAAAACCGGCAGCAUCAAGAUCAUUAAAGAAGCCGUCGCGAAAGGCCGCCCCAGCACGACGGACAUCGUCCCGGGGACCGUCUUGCAUCACUUCCUGUACAAGUCGCGGGCGAAUGUCCAGUUCACCAUGUCGUCCUACGACCCUGAGUUUUCCACUGUCUCGCGCCGGCGAAGAUUGAUGUCAACCUACAAUAACCUUCAUGCGAGCAUUCAUGCCAAGCAUACGCACGUCAAAGUCCACCAUUGCGUGUCUCAAUCGUCUAGCUCCUUCGCUUGGGUGACUCCGAUGUUCGAGCUCUAUUGCGUGGCGGGCGCGAAUGCGAAUCGCAACGCUCUGGCUCAGAGCGUGAGUAAGAUCAUUGAGUGGGUGCGACAAGAGGAAGAGCGGCUUUUUAUCAUUGGCGGUGCAGUUUUUUGA